Messenger RNA from Pomacea canaliculata, 2439 nucleotides. Its product is annotated as plasminogen-like. The record is from RefSeq and is a predicted model, not a curated record. The transcript is spliced from 13 exons. Lineage: Eukaryota; Metazoa; Mollusca; Gastropoda; Architaenioglossa; Ampullariidae. The coding region runs from base 75 to 2087 and encodes 670 amino acids.
AUUUAAAUCCGCAUUUGUGCUUGCUUGCACAUUCCUCUUCUCGUGGUGAACCAGGUGUUUGCACUGCUCCGGACAUGGCCGGAACUGCUAGUGUGAACUUGCUGGCAUCGCUUUGGGCACUAACUGUGUGGACAUGUUUUGUUGCUGCUUCCAUCCACGGAUCGAAAAUGAAUGGAGUGAAGAUUGAACAAACUGUCAAAGAAAAUCCAAAACCUAUCCUCCGUACGACUGACUGUGAUUGUCCACCUCCGCUAAUAAAGCGCACUAGUGUGACGUACAGUGGAAGGAAACACAAUGACGUGGCCACGUACGCCUGUAGCGUCACCUCAGAUGUAUACAUCAAGGGGACAACUCAAGUCUACUGCAAGAAUGGAGAGUGGGAAACACCCACAAUACUCUGUGCACCAACCACCUGUUGGUAUGACCAUCCCAUAUGGGGACCUGUCUACAAGGGGACACAGGCGACAACGGAACUGGGGUACACGUGCAACGUGUGGACGAGUGACUCGCCCCACAAUAAAGCAGACAUAUACAAGGACGACAAGGCUUACACUGUAGACGGAAGCAAGGCUGCUGCCGGCAACUUUUGUCGCCUCUUUAAGGACAAUCACAAACAAGCCUGGUGCUACACAACAGAUAAGACAAGGCGCUGGGACAACUGCCAGGUACCUCACUGUGACGAGACUCGAGAUUGUAAUGGUCCACCUCCGCCAGUGAAUCGCACUCGCGUGACGUACACUGGAAGGAAACACAAUGACGUGGCCACGUACGCCUGUAGCGUCACCUCAGAUGUAUACAUCAAGGGGACAACUCAGGUCUACUGCAAGAAUGGAGAGUGGGAAACACCCACAAUACUCUGUGCACCAACCACCUGUUGGUAUGAUCAUCCCAUAUGGGGACCUGUCUACAAGGGGACACAGACGACAACGGAACUGGGGUACACGUGCAACGUGUGGACGAGUGACUCGCCCCACAAUAAAGCAGACAUAUACAAGGACGACAAGGCUUACACUGUAGACGGAAGCAAGGCUGCUGCCGUCAACUUUUGUCGCCUCUUUAAGGACAAUCACAAACAAGCCUGGUGCUACACAACAGAUAAGACAAGGCGCUGGGACAACUGCCAGGUACCUCACUGUGACGAGACUCGAGAUUGUAAUGGUCCACCUCCGCCAGUCAAGCGCACUCGCGUGACGUACACUGGAAGCAAACACAAUGACGUGGCCCAGUACAGCUGUAGCGUCACCUCAGAUGUAUACAUCAAGGGGACAACUCAGGUCUACUGCAAGAAUGGAGAGUGGGAAACUCCCACAAUACUCUGUGCACCAACCACCUGUUGGUAUGACCAUCCCAUAUGGGGACCUGUCUACAAGGGGACACAGGCGACAACGGAACUGGGGUACACGUGCAACGUGUGGACGAGUGACUCGCCCCACAAUAAAGCAGACAUAUACAAGGACGACAAGGCUUACACUGUAGACGGAAGCAAGGCUGCUGCCGUCAACUUUUGUCGCCUCUUUAAGGACAAUCACAAACAAGCCUGGUGCUACACAACAGAUAAGACAAGGCGCUGGGACAACUGCCAGGUACCUCAAUGUGACGAGACUCCAGUUCUUUUACCCUGCGAGCCUGGUUCUCAGCUUCUGGGUAGAAAGAUUGCUCACGUCCACGUCAGGGAGGCGAGACGUUCGGCUUCCGUGCCUGGUGCAAUCGCCACUCUCAUCAGUUCUUCCUCCUCAAACGACUCCUGGGCUGAAACAAUUGUAUGCAGGGCAGAUCCCACAUUGGUGAAGGAGCUGGUUAGUCUGGGGGUUAGCAUGGUCAGGAAUGGGUCCCGAUGGCCGCUGGCCUACAUCAACAGCUUCCUGAACGACACCAGUGUCAGCUACACAAGGGAGGAUGUGGUGGUGGAGGGUACGAUCUACCCGUAUAACUCGGCUGCUUCCAGUCUCAACGUGACUUCCAUAAUGGCACCACAGGAUGGCAGCCCCGUGUACACAACCACGUGCACAGCCCUGUAUUCCGGGGGAGACACCAGCAACGGCCUUGCGGUGUCUAUGGCGGAUGUCAAGAUGCGAUUCCGCAAAUAGCAUCGUCUCGAGACAAAAUGAAAUCCAGCUGAAAACGUUUUAUGAAAUCAACCCUUUAAUAAUUUUAUUGACCUUAUAGCAUACAAUGUUUAUGUUUUAACUGUAAACAAUGAGAAUAACACUGCACACAAGUAAAUAUUUUGCCUAAAGGCUGCCUUCUGCAUGUCUCAUGUUUGUUAAAUAGACUUAUGUCAUACUGAGUUGUUUUUGAACUAUUAUUACUUAAUGUUAAUUACAUGUAAGGUGAGAAAAACAAAGCUUAGCUCUUGUCCUUUUGUGUACUAUUAGGCAGCCUCUGCGCUAUCUUUUAAUUUAGAAUUAUACAAAUAAUAAAUCCAUCUUUCACAACAAA